Molecule: messenger RNA, 666 nt
Organism: Agrilus planipennis (emerald ash borer)
Lineage: Eukaryota; Metazoa; Arthropoda; Insecta; Coleoptera; Buprestidae
Product: homologous-pairing protein 2 homolog
Exons: 1
Coding region: 18-641 (207 amino acids)
Biological process (GO): meiotic strand invasion involved in reciprocal meiotic recombination; homologous chromosome pairing at meiosis; meiotic joint molecule formation
Cellular component (GO): condensed nuclear chromosome; DNA recombinase auxiliary factor complex
Molecular function (GO): recombinase activator activity; double-stranded DNA binding
Source: RefSeq, a predicted model, not a curated record
GAACUAAUUAACAGAAAAUGGCAUCUGAAGAAAUUUAUGAGUUCUUAAAAUCCCAAAACAGACCAUACAGUGCUAACGACAUUUUACAAAAUGUCGGAAAAGAUCAUAACAAAUCUGCUGUCUUAAAAUCCCUCGAUAAAUUGGUACAUAAAAAUAAAGUUAUUGAAAAGGUUUAUGGAAAGCAAAAAAUUUAUUGUAUCGCACAAGAUGAAACUACCGAUCCUCAAAAAUUAAACGAAGAACUGCGCGAAAUAGAUCGCCAAAUAACCGAAGUAUCAACGAAAUUAAAAGACGUUGAAAAUAAUUUGCAAGCACACACGGCACAAAUUACUUCACUCCAAGGAAAAAUGACCACUGAAGAGGCUAAACUGCAAAAAAAGAAACUCGAGGACGAAAUCCAAGACAUGAAAUCAAGAUUGAAAGAAUUAACAGAAAAUGCGAAGCCUUUAAGUGAUAGCGAAAAAAAUAAAAUUAUCAAAGAAUAUGAGCUGUAUGAAAAAGAGUACAAAAAAAGAAAAAGGAUGUGUAUGGACAUAGUAGAUACGAUAAUGGAAAGUUAUCCCAAAACUAAGAAACAUUUAUUGGAAGAUAUCGGCAUUGAAACAGAUGAAGAUGUAGAAUUCAAAUUAAAUUCUCACUAAAUAUUUUCCCAAAAAAAAAAAUCAU